AUGGAGGGGGUGGGAAAAGAAGAGGGCAAGGUCCGAGCUAGGAAGGCAGAAGGCAGCAUGAAUUUAGAUGGAGUGGCUGAGGUGACAUUAACAUCAGGUGGCCCCAAUCUUAGUAAAGAAGAUGAUGUCAUCCGCGGAGAGUGCAGAUACCUCAGUGGGGCUGAGGACUCAAGAGAAGCUCGGGAAAUUCUGGGGAAAUUGAUGGAUGGAAAUGAGUCAGGAGAAAGUGGUGUUUUGAUUACUCGUUUGCACGUUACUGAGCUCUGGAUUGGGGUUGAGUCCCUCCAGAGGCUCCCACGUCUACAUAGAUGCCAGCUUCUGGCCGAUCCCAGGCCUCUCAUACAGUUUGGUACCACUCACGCUCUGAAACAAGCAGCGAACGCAGCUGAACUGCUUUUACACUUCGCUAAAUUGAAGUUAACCUCAGUGGAGAAUAGCACAGAAGCAACAGAGUUCAUCCUCUUGAGAUUAACAGAUGACCCCAACCUCCAGGUUCCCCUCCUCCUGGUAUUUUUGUUCAUCUACCUCAUCACUUUGGUUGGGAAUUGGGGGGGGGUGAUGCUGGUCAUCUACUCAGACUCCCACCUCCACACUCCAAUGUACUUCUUCUUCAGCAACCUCUCCUUUGUCGAUCCGGGUUACUCAUCAGCCGUAGCUCCCAAGACAGUGGCUGCACUGCACUCAGGAAGCAAACUCAUCUCCCACAAUAGAUGUGCUGCUCAGUCCUUCUUCUUUGUGGGUUUUGCCACCGUCGAGUGCUACCUCCUGGCCUCCAUGGCCUGUGACCGCCAUGCAAUGCUGUGUAGGCCCCUUCAUUACAGCACCACCAUGACAGCAGGUGUGUGUGCGCUCCUGACGAUGGGCUCCUAUGUCUGUGGCUUCCUCAAUGCUUGCAUCCACACAGCAGACACCUUCAGACCCUCCUUCUGUGGUUCAAAUGAGAUGAAUCCCUUUUUCCGCGAAGUCCCUCCACUCCUGGCUCUCUCGUGCUCCAACACAUGCAUGAGCAAGCUGGUGGUCUUCUUUGUCGUGGGCUUCAAUGUCUUUUUCACCCUCCUGGUCAUCCUCAUCUCUUACUUCUUCGUAUAGGUUGCCGUUUGACGGAGGCAUUCUGCGGAAAGAAGGAGGAAAGCCUUCUCCACCUGUGCGUCCCAUCUCACGGCCAUCUCCAUUUUCUAUGGAACAAUCAUCUUCCUGUACUUACAGCCCAGCUCCACCCACUCCGUGGACAUGGACAAAAUAGCAUCUGUGUUUUACGCGGUGGUGAUUCCCAUGCUGAACCCCUUGAUCUACAGUCUUAGGAACAAAGAAGUGAAACAUGCUCUCUGGAAAAUACUCAACAAACUUAAUUCCCAGUCUUUAAGUGUGAGUAGGAAGUAG
Messenger RNA from Balaenoptera musculus (blue whale), 1380 nucleotides. Its product is annotated as olfactory receptor 1444-like. Gene Ontology annotation, biological process: sensory perception of smell; G protein-coupled receptor signaling pathway. NCBI's taxonomy places the organism in Eukaryota, Metazoa, Chordata, Mammalia, Artiodactyla, Balaenopteridae. Gene Ontology annotation, molecular function: G protein-coupled receptor activity; olfactory receptor activity; odorant binding. The record is from RefSeq and is a predicted model, not a curated record. The transcript is spliced from 3 exons. Gene Ontology annotation, cellular component: membrane.